Molecule: messenger RNA, 771 nt
Organism: Manihot esculenta (cassava)
Lineage: Eukaryota; Viridiplantae; Streptophyta; Magnoliopsida; Malpighiales; Euphorbiaceae
Product: exopolygalacturonase-like
Exons: 2
Biological process (GO): carbohydrate metabolic process
Molecular function (GO): polygalacturonase activity
Source: RefSeq, a predicted model, not a curated record
UAUGUGCUUCUUGUCCCUUUAAAAACACGCCAGAGCUUGCGGUUUGACUUCAUCACCAACAGCGUAGUUCAGGACGUAACAUCGCUCGAUAGUAAGAAUUUCCAUGUCAAUCUUCUAGGUGGCAAAAACCUUACUUUCGAUCGCUUCACGAUCACUGCACCAGGAGAUAGCGUCAAUACAGAUGGAAUUCACAUCGGGCAUUCAAACGGGAUCAACAUUAUUAAUUCAAAUAUUGCCACCGGCGAUGACUGCAUCUCCAUUGGUGGUGCCAGCGAACAAAUAAGGAUCACAAACGUACGAUGUGGACAUGGACAUGGCAUUAGCGUGGGAAGUUUAGGGAAGACCACUGAUGAAUUUGUCUCUGGAAUUUUCGUAAGGAACUGCACCUUCUAUGACACCGACAAUGGAGUGAGAAUUAAGACAUGGCCGGCAUUACAUGGUGGCAGGGCCUCUGAUAUGCAUUUCGAGGAUAUUAUGAUGAAAAAUGUCCGCAACCCUAUCAUUAUAGAUCAAAUGUACUGCCCAUGGAAUCAGUGCAAUCCAAAGCUUCCGUCAAAAGUUAAGAUCUCCAACGUCACCUUCAAGAAUAUUAGGGGCUCUUCAGCGACCGCAGUAGCUGUUCGACUUAAUUGCAGCAGCAGUUUUCCAUGCCAGAAGGUCGAGCUCGCUGACAUUAACUUGACGUACGGAGGAAAGGAAGGCCCUGUAAAAUCCUUGUGUGCAAAUGUUAAACCCACACUUAAGGGAAAAUUGACUCCAACCAUUUGCUAG